Molecule: messenger RNA, 3063 nt
Organism: Aegilops tauschii subsp. strangulata
Lineage: Eukaryota; Viridiplantae; Streptophyta; Magnoliopsida; Poales; Poaceae
Product: putative F-box/FBD/LRR-repeat protein At4g03220
Molecular function (GO): protein binding
Source: RefSeq, a predicted model, not a curated record
CAUUUCCCCACCGAGGCCGCUUCCCCCGUCCCGGAGCCCGCUCGCUCAAGAACAAAGAACCAGAACCAGGGGGGAGAAAUCCCAAAUCCCGAGCCCCCAUGGAGAGCAACGGCGAGCCCCCAAACAAGGCCCCCGCGGUCGUCACCGGCGCGGCCGCUGCGGUCCCUGGAGGCGGCAUGGAUUUCUUGAGCCGCCUCCCCGACCACCUCCUCGUCGACAUCCUCCUCCGCCUCCGCACCAAGGAAGCCGUCGCGACGACCGUCCUCUCCCGGAGAUGGCGCUGCAUAUGGGCCCAGCUUCCCCACCCCUUCUUCGACGGCGUACACCCCUCCGUGCCCGCCCGUGCCCUCGCGGCCUACGAGGCCCUCGCCGCCUCGGAGGCGCACGCGGCCGCCGACAUCCAGAGCCUCGCCGUCUCGCCCGACCAGGUGGACGCGCGGGAGACCUUCGCCUGGCUUUCCCUCGCCGCGCCCCUCCUCUGCGGCCGGCUCCACCUCGACGACAGCCGCGCUGUGUCGGACGAAAUGGUAGAGCUCUUUCGGGGACGACGACGACGGCACGACGGCGAGGCGUUCGAGAUGCCCUGCUUCAGGAGAGCCACAGAGAUUCGACUUCACCUCGGGUUUCUUACCCUCGAGCUGCCACGGGUUGGCGUCUUUGAUGCGCUUAGGCUGAUGCGGUUGCAGAACUUCCAGUCCCGGGGCCAGUUUCUCAUCAGCGACACCAUGCUCCCGUCCUUGCAAGAACUAACCAUGAGCGGAGUCCGUGACAUGAACGUGCUGACGCUCAACUCCAAGUCUCUGGUAUCUAUUGAUCUGUCCUAUCUCAUGGGGCUUCAGCGUCUCCACAUCACGGCUCCAGGGCUCCAUCAGCUAGAGGUGGUACGCUGCUUCUAUGAUUCUCUCAAACCAGUUGCCAGCAUUACUGCAGAGAGAUUAGAGGUGUUCAGGUGGAAUGGGCCUUAUGAUCUAGAGUCUGUCCACCUCGGAGAGAUGCCAUGCCUCCAGACGCUCGGAGCACCUCCUAUCGACACACAUCGUUGGCGAGGUUUUCAGAUGGCUCAGAUAUGUGCAGGGUUUCUUGGUCGCUUUACAGCAGUUGACCACCUUGAGCUUGACAUGACUCUUGGUGUGAGUGCCUUUUCUUCCUCUUGGAUACAAUUAUUUUUACGGUCUCCUCUUGGACUUAAACUGUGCAAUGUUAUUCAUGAGCAUAAAUUAUUCUCUCCUUGAAUAAUAUCAGUGUGCCGUUGAGAUAAAAUUGUAUUGUAACGAGCCAAGAUUAUACGUAUCUUUUCAUUGAUAGAAGGAGUGCGAGAAAUUACAAUCGGGUGGGGAAGUACAUCAAACAACACGUGCACAAGAUGGUGUGAGUGAGAUGGCCAGAGCAGGGGGGGAUGGGGUGCUCAGCCCAUUAAGUAACUGUUGAUUACUAUGGAAGUGCACAAGCAUAAUUAGAGCAGGAAAGCAGCAAAUAGGAGUUCCGAAAUAGCAUUGUUGGCAUUGUAGAAUAUGCUUCUAGUGGUUUGAGUUUGCAAGUUUGUACAUAUGCAAGUAUCCUUCAGGAAAUCAGGAAAUAGGUGGUCAGAAACAGCAUUUUCAGUAUUGUAGGAUAUACUUCAAGUGGUUUGAAUUUUUGUUUGUACAUGUGCAAGUAUCGUUCAAUAAAGCAGAAAAUGGGAGUUCAGAAACAGCACCGUUGGUAUUGUAGAAUAUUCAUUCAGUGGUUUGAGUUUGCAAGUGUCGUUCAGGAAAGCAGAAAAUAGGAGCUCAGAAACAGCACUGUUGGUAUUGUAGGAUAUACUUCAAGUGUUUGAGUUUUUGUUUGUACAUGUGCGAGUAUCGUUCAAUAAAGCAGAAAAUGGGAGUUCAGAAACAGCACCGUUGGUAUUGUAGAAUAUUCAUUCAGUGGUUUGAGUUUGCAAGUGUCGUUCAGGAAAGCAGAAAAUAGGAGCUCAGAAACAGCACUGUUGGUAUUGUAGGAUAUACUUCAAGUGGUUUGACUUUGCACAUCUGUACUGUGCAAGUAUCCUUCAGGAGCAGCAUUGUUAGUUUUGUAGAAUAUGCUACUGUGCCUUUUGACUUAUGCGUAGGAUAUUCUACUGGUGGUUUUUAGAUAUGUAUAUAUUGCAAGGAUUCUCAGAGUAUACAAGGAAAAGAUAGAAAGUUAAGGCUGAUGUAGUUUCUCAAUCUGUUACUCAGAGUGUAAAUUCACUGAGGAUCAUUUUUAUGGGCUCACCUUUUUUGACUUCCAAUGAAUCAGCCGAGGAUGGAUAGCUCGUUGCUCCUGAUGGAAGACAUAGUCAUCCCUAAUGUGGAUAUCUUGGGGUUGUCCUUAGAAACAAAUGAACAUGCUUUUGAAAGAAGUGUACUGCGGUUGCUCACAAAGUGUCAUGGUAUAAGAGAGCUGCGCCUAUCAUUCCAAAUCCGAGAUGAGGUCCAAAAUUACUGUUGGCCAAACUGCAUUUGCCACACUGAGCCAGGAGCUGAGGGCGUUCUGAUGAUGGCUCUGAGAGAAGUGUAUAUCAUCAAUUUUGAUGGGGAUGCAGGUGAAGUUUACGUUGUGGAACAACUCCUGCUACAGGCACCGGGUCUUACAGUUUUGACAAUAGCCUCGGAGGCUGAGGAUCCUUCAUUGGGCAACAUCGAAAGCUUAUGCCCUGCAGAUUGUAGAUUUGAGCUUUUAUGGUAUUAGAAGCGAACAGGAAUGCGUACAUCUGUUCGUUGUACAUUCUCGGCACGUAGCAACAUGUAUACAUACAGUGGGUAUAUUUGGUGACAUGAUAUCUGAGUUGCUAUUAGAGCUCUGAACCAUACCCUUUUUUUUUUGAGGAAUGCGUGCAAUCCUCAAAUGAGGAAUACAUAGUUCAUUAUACAUUCUGGGCAGGUAGCAAAACAUGUAUACAGUGGGUACAUUUGGAUUCAUGAAUGAUGACUGCGAUUGAGCAGUCUCGUAUUAUUGGAUUCAUGAAUGUGGCCAGUUGACUGUACUUAUUUGUUUUUUGCUGCCUUUGUUGUCUUUGGGAUGGAACUGUUGCUGUCCGCCAUCGCUACAGAUGGUUUA